Molecule: messenger RNA, 387 nt
Organism: Mycosarcoma maydis (corn smut)
Lineage: Eukaryota; Fungi; Basidiomycota; Ustilaginomycetes; Ustilaginales
Product: putative ubiquinol--cytochrome-c reductase
Exons: 3
Coding region: 1-387 (128 amino acids)
Biological process (GO): mitochondrial electron transport, ubiquinol to cytochrome c
Source: RefSeq, a predicted model, not a curated record
AUGGUUCUCGCACUUUCUGGUAUCAGCCUUGCCAAGUACGUCCAGUCGUCGCCGGCUCUCAUGCGCAUCCUUAAGCCGGUCGCCAACGCCUACGCCAACGCAACCGGACACCGACAGAUGGGUCUCCGUUAUGACGACCUGCUCAUCGAGGAGUCGGACCGCGUCCAGAAGGCGCUCUCGCGUCUUCCCGAGAAGGAGGCCUACGACCGUGCUUUCCGUCUGCGACAGGCUUCUCAUCUCUCGGUGAUUCACCGUGAGCUGCCCAAGGAGCAAUGGCUUCCUGCUAGCGAGGACAAGCGAUACCUCACCCCUUACGUUCAGGAAGUCGCCAACGAGGAGUCGGAACGUGCCGCAUGGGACACCGUCUCGGUCAAGAAGGGUCACUAA